UUUAAAAUCAUCGGAGGUGAUUUUAAUCUGCCAAAAAUUACAUGGGGCUUGACUCCGGUGCCAGGUCGAUAUAACAAGCUAGUUGAAACAUUAGAAAUUUGUGGAUGGGUUCAACAGGUCCGAAAACCAACCAGGGGGAAUAAUACACUUGAUUUAAUGUUCACAAUCAACAUAGACUCUAUCUCAGUGCAUACCAGUCAUGAGUUUUUUAUGAGUGACCAUAGAGUUGUAUUGAGCAUUAUUCACUCUUUAAACGCCAUACAAUUGAACUCUAAAACUUCAACGACGUACCAGAGCAGAUAUUUUGAUCAACAAACAUGGAAACGGACUGAAACUCUCAUUCGAUGUUUACCAUGGGAAACUUAUUUUACCACAAAUAAUGUUGACAUUGCGCUUUCCAAUCUAUAUCACAACCUGACAUAUUGUCUUGACUGCACUGCUCCAGUUAUUGGCCGUGUGGCUUAUAAUGCUAAUAGGGGCCAAAAUACUUUUAAAAGAAAGCUGAGGAAAUUAAAAUACCGCUACUAUGAGCAGAAUGAUGUGUAUGCACUUCAGAGUAUACUUAAAUUAAUCGACAGAAAUGCUUCAUCUAAACAUAAGUAUUUCAUGAAUAUAGAAAAUAAAGCUCUACGUAGUAAAAGCCCAGAAUUAUCAAUACUUCGACUUUUUAAAUCCCGUGUAAAGUCAAAUUCCCUUGGCACGACUAAAUUCUUCAUAGUUAACGGAAGCAUUGUUAACGACCCGAAUACUAUAUGCGAACAAUUCAGCAAGAAAUUCUCGCAGUGCUACAAGACUAGAACUGAAAGCUCCAUCAUUUCAUUUCCAAUGCUAACAUCCAGACAUCUGUCGAAAAUUGAUUUCACACCCUCCAACAUCAAGCAGGCCAUAACUACCCUGAAAAAGUCUUAUGAUGGUGGACCUGACGGGAUACCUACAUCAUUUGUGAAAUAUGGAAGUAAAGAAUUUCCACUAUUUUGUUUGAAACUUUUCAAUCUGUCUAUGGAAUAUGGGACCUAUCCAUCUGCAUGGAAAACAUCCCUUAUCACCCCUAGAUUCAAAACAGGACCACGUAGUGAUAUUAUUAACUAUAGGCCAAUUAAUUUGACAUCCGUGCUCUCAAGAACCAUGGAAAAAAUCAUUCACAAACAGCUACUAUCAUUUUUACUUUCAGCUAGUCUGAUCAGCCCAUCCCAACACGGGUUCAUGACUAAACGCUCAUGUUUCACAUCGCACCUGGAGUUUUUUGAUCAAAUUACCCAGAGAAGAGAUGUUGGUCAGUCAGUGAUAAUUCUUUACUUCGAUUUUAGUAAAGCUUUCGACAGUGUCUCACACAAACUUCUUCUUUUAAAACUCUCUUCAUUUGGCAUACAGAAUCCCCUUUUAUCUUGGCUCAAAUCUUUUUUAGAAGAACGUAGCCAAAUCGUUCGCUAUGGAUCUUGCUACUCUAAACCUGUAAAUGUAACCAGUGGGGUUAUACAAGGAAGUGUGGUUGGUCCAUUGCUCUUUCUCCUUUUUAUCAAUGAUGUGUGUUCCCUCUUUCAGUAUGGUAAGCCUUUCCUUUUUGCUGAUGACCUGAAAGUAGUUUAUUCAUUCUCUUCUCCCACGAAAGAAAGCUAUAUUUCUGCGAUAAUCCAGGAGGAAAUAAACAAGUUGUACGAAUGGACUAUUUCGUGGAAUAUGCCACUUAAUGUUGACAAAAGCGGAUUUAUUCACAUUGGUCGCUGUCUUAACUUAAAUCUGACUGUACAGACACAUACACUCAAACCUCUCAACACUGUUCGUGACCUGGGUUUAAGAUAUAGCAAUAGUCUGAACUUUUCUGAACACAUUAUAUCUCAAGUAUCCAAAGCUAGAAAGCUCAUCGGAUUGAUAAUGAUAAACUUCAAUAAUAUCGAAUCGAGAUUGUUACUAUACAGAAAAUGUGUCUUGCCCAUUCUUGAAUAUGGUAUUUUAGUUUACAGUAAUUGUAGACAUAAUGAUCUGAUUAGAAUUGAAGGUGUUCAAAGAAAGUUCACCAAAGCUGUUCUGGGGUAUUCCGAUAACAAAGACUACUACCAAAGAUGUCAACAACUCAACUUAGAACCUCUUUGGAUCAGACGUAUCAAAUUAAAUCUUGUCUUUAUCUACCGGCUCAUUAACGGUAUUUCCUACUCAUCGGUAUCUACCCCUUCAUACCUUAUAAUAUCGUCCCACAAUCUACGCAAUAAGGAGAAUAUUCUAGCGAUUCCAAGAACCCACACAAACUUACGUCAGAAUUUUUUCCUUAUUCGCUACUCAACCAUGUGGAACAGACUGCCAGUGAACCUCCGUUGCAGUGAAACUACAACCCGGUUCAAAAGUCUCCUUGACGAUUUUCUUUCCGAAAGUGGAUUAUGCCACCUAUUGAAUAUCAAUGUAUUCAAUAAUGAUUUAUACAAACAAGGUCCGUCAUUUAUUUAAUUGCUUGAAAAGCAAAAUAAAACCUUUAAAUCUUUUCACGUCUAUUUUGUUUUAUUUCUCUUUAUCUUAAUAUAUGAAGUCUGAUUAUGUUCGUGUUUUAUCAUUAUUACCGUUAUUAAUAUCAUUAUUAGUUCCCCGACACAUUAGAUAUUCUUUUUGUAUCUUCUUACCCUUCUAAACAUAUUUAACUCCAAAUUGUCCUUUGAAAUCAAUUUUGACUUUCAUAGCAUCAAUCUUAAUUAUUAUUGAACAAUUGUUUAUACUAAUGUUCGCUUUCACUCUGUAUAUUAUUACAUAAAUCUAAAUGUAUUCAUCCGAGUGC
Messenger RNA from Schistosoma bovis, 2761 nucleotides. Lineage: Eukaryota; Metazoa; Platyhelminthes; Trematoda; Strigeidida; Schistosomatidae. The record is from the annotation of a GenBank genome assembly.